Molecule: messenger RNA, 2006 nt
Organism: Triticum dicoccoides
Lineage: Eukaryota; Viridiplantae; Streptophyta; Magnoliopsida; Poales; Poaceae
Product: WEB family protein At2g38370-like
Exons: 2
Coding region: 155-1801 (548 amino acids)
Biological process (GO): chloroplast avoidance movement; chloroplast accumulation movement
Cellular component (GO): cytosol
Source: RefSeq, a predicted model, not a curated record
CACAGCGACCCAAAGGAAACACUGCCCCAAAACCCGCGGCCGCGGGGUUCACGGGCGGGCAUCCAACGCCCUCACUCAGUCCACACUCUCCCCUCCACCCCACUCCCGCUGAGCUACCGUCUCACUCUCACCCGCGGCCGCCUACCCCGGGGCCAUGGCGGAAGUAGCGGCGCACGCGCUGGCGCUGGCGGCAAUGCGGGGGCGCGGCGAGGUGGACACGUCGUCGCAGUUCGAGUCCGUGCGCCAGGCCGUCGACCGCUUCGGCGGCGGCGCCGUCUCCCCGUGGCGACAGCCGCCGUCGCCGCCGCCGCCGCCGCUCCAGCUCCGGCCGGAGGAGGUAGAGCUUAUGAAAGUUGAGGAACAAACUGUGAAGGUCGAGAUGGGGCUCUUUGUUAAGGAAAGCGAAACAUUCAAGGUGCUGAAAGAGUUGGAGUCAACAAAGCAGGUUAUUGAUGACUUGAAGUUACAGAUAGAGAAGGCAACAUCAGAGUGUGGAAAUGCAGCAACAGAUCAUGCUGAUACCAUGAAGAUACAUCCACCUCCUGAUAUAGAACAGAAAAUGGAUGACCAUACGGGGCCACUGAUCCAGAGCAUAAAUACCAUACAGUCUCCACUAGCCACACUGAUGAAGCUGAAUCAGGCAAAAGCAUUCCUGAACAUGGACACUGUCAAGAUGUUUAAGUGCCAGAUAGAGGAGGAGAAAGCAUCCCUUGAGAGAACCCGUGAGAGGGUGCAGUUGAAUAUGGAGAAAGCUUCAGCACUGGAAGCAGAGUUGAGCAAAACUGCCGCGCAGCUACAAGCAGCAAAAGACCCGAAACCUGUUCUGGAACCUUAUGACAUAUGGCUGCAGAUGAAGCAAUUGAAUGCUGAAAAAGACAAGCACAGGAAGAUGGUCGAGGACUCGAAGCUCGAGAUUGGUGAAUUAACUUCCACAAUUGAGCACACGAGGUCUAAGGCGAAGACUCUUCAGUUCAGGAUCGUCAUGGCCGAAAAGUUGAAGGAAGCCUCAAGGAGGGGGGAAGCUUUUGCCCUCACGGAGAUGGGAAAACGAAGCAACGCGGAGGGCCCGGAGAGUGCUACAUCCGACGUCACACUUUCUGUCGAAGAACACUCCAAGCUCCUGCGCGAAGCAGAAGAAUCAGAGGUUGCCUCUAGGAACAGAAUAGACGCGGCAAUGCAGGAGCUCGAUCAGGCAAACCAGGGCAAGGUGGAACUUUUGGAAAGAGUGGACGAGGCAAUGGCCGCCGUCGAGUCCAGCAGGAAGGUUCUGGAGGAGGCCCUGAAGAGGGAGGAGGCCGCAAACAAAGCUAAGCUCGCAGCUGAAAAUGCACUUCGGAGGCUGCGGUCCGACCAAAUAAUCCUGAACUGGCGACCGACCGGUAACAUUAACAGCAAUAAUGCUGUAAAGUUCAAGGCCUCAGCAACACCAACGACACCCCGGAAGUCCGGCACGGGGAUCUACGACGUGAACGGCCUGAGCCUGGUGGCCACCACGCCGAAGAGCACCAAGGCGAUGUCCAUCGGACAGAUCCUGAGCAUGAAGCUCGACUGCGAGUUCGAGACCGCCACCACCGGGAAGACGGCGAGCUCAACGAAGAAGAAGAAGGUGUCUCUGGGGCAGAUGCUGAGCCAGAAGUACGAGAUGUACUCGCCGAUGAGGAUCGACCACGACGGCGCGUCCCGGAAGCAGUUCCACCCCAGGAGGCGCAGGCUGGGGUUCGUGGUGUACGCGCUGCUCCUGGCCAGGCAGAAGCACAGGAAGAAGAGGCAGCAGCAAGCCUCCUGCGCCAAGGUCGCGUAGUGUAGUUUUUAGUUAUCUUUCCAGACCGUAGUACUGUUUACCUAGCUGUGGUUUUACUUUACAACCGGAAUAAAUGGUAGUAGUACCUGUGUAAUUAGUUGGUAUAUGCAGUAUAAUCAAGGUGGAUGUUUAGCAGCUGCUCAUGGUUCAGCCCAACUUUUUGGUGUGAUAUCACCUGUAUGUAAAUUUUCUCUCCCGGGAUUCA